Molecule: messenger RNA, 960 nt
Organism: Pteronotus mesoamericanus
Lineage: Eukaryota; Metazoa; Chordata; Mammalia; Chiroptera; Mormoopidae
Gene: EXOSC8
Product: exosome component 8
Exons: 11
Coding region: 29-859 (276 amino acids)
Biological process (GO): U5 snRNA 3'-end processing; U4 snRNA 3'-end processing; nuclear polyadenylation-dependent rRNA catabolic process
Cellular component (GO): cytoplasmic exosome (RNase complex); nuclear exosome (RNase complex)
Molecular function (GO): mRNA 3'-UTR AU-rich region binding
Source: RefSeq, a predicted model, not a curated record
UUGCCCCGGCGCAGGCUCAGGCGGGAAGAUGGCGGCCGGGUUCAAAACUGUGGAGCCUCUGGAGUAUUACAGGAGGUUUUUGAAGGAGAACUGCCGUCCGGACGGGAGAGAACUGGGCGAGUUCAGAGCCACGACCGUCAACGUAGGCUCAAUCGGCACGGCGGACGGCUCUGCGCUCGUGAAGCUGGGGAACACGGCCGUGAUCUGCGGGGUUAAAGCGGAGCUCGCCGUGCCGCCUCCCGACGCCCCCGACAAGGGCUACGUGGUCCCCAACGUGGACCUGCCGCCUCUGUGCUCCUCGAGGUUCCGGCCGGGGCCGCCCGGGGAAGAGGCCCAGGCAGCCAGCCAGUUCAUCGCGGACGUCGUGGAAAACUCCCAGGCGGUGCGGAGAGAGGACCUGUGCAUCGCUCCGGGAAAGCUCGCCUGGGUCCUCUACUGCGACCUCAUCUGCCUCGACUACGACGGGAACGUUUUGGACGCCUGUACGUUCGCUUUGUUAGCGGCGCUGAACAAUGUACAGUUGCCUGAAGUUACCAUAAAUGAGGAAACUGCCUUAGCAGAAGUUAACUUAAGGAAAAAGAGGUAUUUGACCAUCAGAACCCAUCCAGUCGCCACCUCCUUCGCGGUGUUUGAUGACACGCUGCUCGUGGUGGACCCCACCGGCGAGGAGGAGCGCCUGGCGACCGGGGCCCUGACAGUCGUCACGGACGAGGCGGGCAGGCUCUGCUGUCUACACAAGCCAGGGGGCAGUGGGCUGACCGGAGCCAAACUCCAGGACUGCAUGAGCCGAGCAGUCACCAGACACAAGGAGGUAAAGAAGCUGAUGGACGAAGUCAUGAAGAGCGUGAAGCCCAAAUAAACCACCGCAUUCCCAAAACAGAUUUGUAAAAAACUGUAUUUGUUUCACACUGCACACAAGCCUUUUUAUACUGAAUAAAUAUCAAACUACUCUCCUGAAAA